GAAACAAACAAAACCGAAAAUUAUGAGAGAGAGAAUGACAGAUGGAUGAAGAAGAAAGAUGAGGAUGAGAGAGAUAUAGCCAGCUUCAUGAUUUGUCUCCCCGACCGAUAUUAUCUCUUCCUAAUUUCUGUCUGAAUUCUUUUUUUUCUUGUUUGAAGAACUUUUCUACUAGCUCCCCCCGAUCAUCAUCAUCGACUCAUCCUCCUCCUAGGCGAAUGGAGGACUUAAAAAAUCCUACUGACAGUGGAGAUAUUGUUAGUGAUAAUGCUGCAACAUUAAAUCCUGAUUUGGUCGAAUCGGCCAGUACUCGAGAAUCUAACUUACAACAAUCAGUUUCAAAGGUUGAUGAUAAUAUACCACAAUCUCAAACCGAUAAUGAAGAUUCUGUUUCUGCUUCUGAUGCUGCAACUGCUGCGGUGUUAACCGAAAAAGAUAUUUCGAGUACAACAACAACCGUAGAAGAACAAGUGUCAGAGCUAAAUGAGAUUGGUUUACCUAAUGUAAAGACUCUGGUUGGUACGGCAACAAAUGAUGGGUCACCUACAACUGGGACGCCGAAAAAGGUGGACUCACAUAGAGGUAUAAUCGAUAACGCUGCACCUUUUGAAUCUGUUAAAGAAGCUGUCUCCAAAUUUGGUGGAAUUACUGACUGGAAGUCUCACCGAAUGCAAGCAGUAGAGAGGCGCAAGCUUAUAGAAGAAGAGCUUAAAAAGAUCCAUGAUGAGAUUCCUGAGUACAAAACACAUUCAGAAACCGCCGAGGCUGCAAAACUGAAAGUUCUCAAGGAGCUAGAAAGCACAAAGAGACUCAUAGAACAGUUGAAGCUUAACUUGGAAAAAGCACAAACAGAAGAACAACAAGCGAAGCAAGACUCAGAGCUUGCUAAGCUAAGGGUUGAGGAGAUGGAACAAGGAAUAGCUGAAGACGUCAGUGUUGCAGCUAAAGCUCAGCUUGAGGUGGCCAAGGCAAGGCAUAACGGAGCCGUUACAGAGUUGUGCUCUGUCAAGGAUGAGUUAGAGACUCUCCACAAGGAAUAUGAUGCUUUGGUGCAAGACAAAGAUGUGGCGGUAAAGAAAGUAGAAGAAGCAACGUUGGCUUCAAAAGAAGUUGAGAAGACUGUUGAAGAACUCACCAUAGAGCUGAUAGCUACAAAAGAGUCGUUGGAAUCAGCACAUGCUUCUCAUUUAGAGGCGGAAGAACAGAGGAUUGGAGCAGCCAUGGCUAGAGACCAGGAUACUCACCGCUGGGAGAAGGAACUUAAGCAAGCGGAAGAUGAACUUCAAAAACUUAACCAACAGAUACAUUCUUCCAAGGACCUUAAAUCAAAGCUUGACACUGCCUCAGCGCUGCUUCUUGAUUUGAAGGCAGAGUUGGUUGCUUAUAUGGAAUCCAAGCUAAAACAGGAAGCGUGUGACUCAAGCACCACAAACAGCGAUCCUUCAACAGAUUUACAUACAGCUGUUGCCUCUGCAAAGAAGGAGCUUGAAGAAGUCAAUGCCAAUAUCGAAAAAGCAGCUGCUGAAGUGAACUGCUUGAAACUAGCCUCCUCUUCCCUGCAGCUUGAACUGGAGAAAGAGAAGUCUGCUCUUGCCUCAAUCAAACAAAGAGAAGGAAUGGCUUCCAUUGCAGUAGCUUCUUUAGAAGCUGAAAUUGAAAGAACAAGAUCGGAGAUUGCUUCAGUUCAGUCAAAGGAGAAAGAAGGGAGAGACAAAAUGGUGGAGCUACCAAAGCAACUUCAGCAAGCAGCAGAAGAGGCUGAUGAAGCAAAGUCGCUUGCUGAAGUUGCUCGUGAGGAGCUACGAAAGGCGAAAGAAGAUUCAGAUCAAGCCAAAGCUGGAGCAAGUACAAUGGAGAGCAGGCUAUUCGCUGCUCAGAAAGAAAUCGAAGCAGCUAAAGCUUCAGAGAGGCUAGCCUUAGCCGCGAUCAAGGCUUUGGAAGAGAGUGAAUCAACAACACUGAAAGAGAAUGCUCCACAAAGCGUUACACUUUCAUUAGAAGAGUACUAUGAGCUCAGCAAACGCGCUCACGAGGCAGAGGAACUGGCGAAUGCAAGAGUAGCAGCAGCGGUUUCAAGGAUCGAGGAAGCUAAAGAAACAGAAACGAGAAGCUUGGAGAAGUUGGAAGAGGUGAACAGAGACAUGGAUGCGAGAAAGAAGGCUUUAAAAGAAGCAACUGAAAAGGCUGAGAAAGCUAAAGAAGGGAAGUUGGGGGUGGAACAGGAGCUCAGGAAAUGGAGGGCAGAGCAUGAACAGAAGAGAAAGGCUGGUGGUGAUGGAGUCAACAACACUGAGAAAAGUCACCAAAGAGAUAGUAGCUUUGAAGGAGGAGGAAAUGAGUUGAGUAAGUUGGAGAAAUCAUCACCUGAGGAGGCUGCUGUUUAUGCCUCUAGCCCAAGUGACUCAUAUGGAACAGAAGAUAACGUCUCUGAAACCAAUCAGUCACCACAGACUAAGUCUGGAAAGAAAAAGAAGAAGCUCUCUUUCCCCCGCUUUUUUAUGUUCUUGUCUAAGAAGAAGUCACAUAAUUCAAACAUCUAAUUCGCUUUUUCUGUCUCAUCUGUUGGAACUUUGAUUUCAGAAACAAGUCCACUCGAACAAGUAUUUGUGAUGUAAAUGGUGUUCUUUUUCUUUUGUUCCA
This is a messenger RNA of Camelina sativa (false flax), 2637 nucleotides long. Its product is annotated as protein WEAK CHLOROPLAST MOVEMENT UNDER BLUE LIGHT 1. Lineage: Eukaryota; Viridiplantae; Streptophyta; Magnoliopsida; Brassicales; Brassicaceae. Gene Ontology annotation, biological process: chloroplast accumulation movement; chloroplast avoidance movement. Gene Ontology annotation, cellular component: cytosol. The record is from RefSeq and is a predicted model, not a curated record.